UUUCAUCCGGUCCACAGUCGAGGCAUCCAAUUUACGCAACAGUCAUCGUCGUGUAACAAUUUUGAUUUAUUUCAUUGUUAAGUCGUUAUUCUUGGUUAGAAGAAACUUUGGAAAUGUGUAUCCGAAUCAAAUAUUGUUGUUGCUUGAAAGUGAAAAAAGCCGCGCACAUUGUCGGCAUCCUUUCCAUUAUUUAUGGUUUAGUGAAGACACUUUUCUGUUGUUAUAUCUUGGCAAAACACGAACAAACUGCCUCCCAGAACUCUGCUAAAAAUUUCUACAUCACGAAGAUCGUAUUGGAGGUGCAAUUGGUAGUUUAUUUCUGCUUUUUCUUGAUCAGUGUUCUGAUGUACAUCGGCGUAAAAAUUACUAGUCACCGGUUGAUGUUCCCGUGGUUGAUUGUUACGACUCUAUUCAUUAUAACAGAUUUGGCAGAAGCAAUUUUUCUAAUGAUACAAAAACGUUACAUUCUUGGAUCUACAAAUUUGAUGGAUGCAAUAUUAGCGAUCUGUUGUUUCAUAUGUGUCUACUCGCAUUACAAGAACCUUCAGGAACUCUCUCGACCUAAACAAAUGUUGUAACUUCUCCUUAUUCGAUUUCGAUCAAUCUCUAAUUCUUCUUAAAUGAUGAG
Molecule: messenger RNA, 628 nt
Organism: Centruroides sculpturatus (bark scorpion)
Lineage: Eukaryota; Metazoa; Arthropoda; Arachnida; Scorpiones; Buthidae
Exons: 6
Coding region: 114-578 (154 amino acids)
Source: RefSeq, a predicted model, not a curated record